Messenger RNA from Cuscuta campestris, 1328 nucleotides. The record is from the annotation of a GenBank genome assembly. Lineage: Eukaryota; Viridiplantae; Streptophyta; Magnoliopsida; Solanales; Convolvulaceae.
AUGGCGGCACACAAUUGACACAAUGAAAGUGGCAUGGAUAAAUUCCUUCCAUUCACAGACCCAACCAACUCCCAAUUCCCCCCACCGACGCGCCUCUUGACUCUUCCCCGCCGCCGCCCGGCGGGAUGAAGCAGAGGACAUGGCCGCCCAAGUUCGAGAGCCCUCCCCCCUUCAUCGCGCUCCAUUUGGUCAAGAAACAGGCCGCCACCCGACCCGACCCGCGGGCUUCCUGCAAAUCGAGGAGCUCGAAGCCGCCGUUCUCCGAUCCGCACUCCGGCCGUGCCCCCCAGCGGGACUACUCUCAGCUCCCCUACGACGUGCUGGGGAAGAUCGCGGCGGCCUUCUCGUGGAGCGACCUCCGCGCGGCGUCGCUGGCCUGCAAAUCGUGGGGCGACGCGCUCCGCCCCUUGAGGGAGGCGAUGCUGUUCCUCAGCUGGGGGAAGCGAUUCAAGCACGGCCGCGGCGAGGUCAAGCCCAACUUGGCCAAAGCCCUCGAUUGCUUCCUCAAAGGGGCGGCGCGUGGGUCCACUCUCUCCAUGGUGGAGGCCGGGCUCUUGUAUUGGGAGAUGGGGAGGAAGGAGGAGGGAAUCGAUUGGUACAGGAAGGCAGCCGUGCUCGGCGACCCCACCGGCCAGUGCAAUUUGGGAAUCUGUUUCUUGCAAGGUGAGACUUCAAAAUGGGAAGAGGGUGUUAAGUGGUUGUAUAGAGCUUGUGUUGCCGGUCAUGUUCGUGCUCAGUACCAAAUUGCACUGUGUUUCCAUCAGGGUCGCGGCGUGCAUAAGAAUUUUCAGGAAGCCGCCAAGUGGUAUCUGAAAGCUGCCGAAGGUGGAUACGUGCGUGCCAUGUAUAACACUUCAUUGUGCUAUUCAUUUGGAGAGGGGUUGGCGCAGUCACAUAAAUUGGGGAGGAAAUGGAUGAAGAAGGCAGCCGAUCGGGGUCACUGCAAAGCUCAGUUCGAACAUGGGCUACAUCUUUUAUCUGAAGGGGAUAUGAUGAAUGCUGUAGUGUACCUGGAACUUGCAACACGUGCUGGUGAGGCCGCUGCAAGCCAUGUAAAGAAUGCUGCACUACAACAACUGUCCCCAUAUUCUCGCAGUCAAGCAAUGAUCCUUGCCGAUAACUGGCGUGCUUCACAUUCGUCUCGUUAAUUCANCUUUUUGGUUUUUUUUUUCCGGUAAGUUUGAUUUGUCUUUGUAGUCUCUUCUCCUAUGGAACAUGAUCUUGUCGAUGUUAUAAAAAGAUGAAAAAAAAGUCCUAUUUGGGUGGUACUUGGGAAAGACCCGAAUGGAGAGGCUCCUUUAUUUUUUUAAGGCUUAUAUAUGUUAUUA